Messenger RNA from Emiliania huxleyi CCMP1516, 1146 nucleotides. RefSeq lists its product as hypothetical. Lineage: Eukaryota; Haptophyta; Isochrysidales; Noelaerhabdaceae. Gene Ontology annotation, molecular function: RNA binding. The record is from RefSeq and is a predicted model, not a curated record. The transcript is spliced from 9 exons. The coding region runs from base 1 to 1146 and encodes 381 amino acids.
AUGGGAGAAGGACAGGGUCCCCACCUGCACGAGCAGGAUCUUGCUAGGAUAUCCUCUUCCCAGCUCCUCUGGUGUUAUUUUUGGGAGUCAUACGAUAGCGAGGCGCCCGCGGCGGCGGAUACUCCGGCGGCGGAGGCGCCGAAGAAGCGCAGCCGGUGGGGCGCCAAGCCCGCCGAGGCGACGGACCCGAUUCAGCUGGCGGUGCAGCUCGGGCUUCCGCUCGCGACGCUGCAGCACAUGUCGAGCGAGCAGCAGGCGAGCCUUCCAAAGCUCAAGGAGAAGGUUGACCAGAUCGACCUGCUGCUGCGGCUCCCCGACUGCGGCGUGAGCGACAUCCCGCCAGGCGGACGGUCGCCGUCGCCCGAGCCCAUCUUUGACCGGUCGGGAGCGCAGGUCAACUCGCGCGAGGCGCGGAGGCGGCAGCAGCUGAUCAACGAGCGCGCCGAGCUGCUCGAGUCGCUCAAGCCAAAGGUGCCGCAGCGGUGCUGGCGGAAGCUGAUCGUGCCGGAGCGCGAGUCUGGGUGCAAGAUCGUGAUCCGCGGGAAGGGGGCCAUCAAGGAGGGGUGCGGCAGGCACGACGGCAAGCCGAUCGGCCCCGAGGACGACGAGCCAAUGCACGUGCUCAUCGAAGGGCCGGACGAGGAGACUGUCGAGCGGGGGCAGGCGCUCGUCGAGAUCGUGCUCAACCCGUACUCGGAGGACGCGGUUGCGCAAAAGGAGAAGCAGAUGCGCGAACUCGCAAUCAUCAACGGCGCGCGCGAGGCGGCAGCGCGCCGCCACCACGCCCCUCCCGACCCGCCCCCCCCUCCCCUCGAGCUAGGCACCCUCAAGGAGGAGGACGCCGCUCUGGCGGGCCGAACGGCGGCGGCGGCAUGGACGCCGAGAUACCCUCCCCACAUGCCUCCGCCCCACCACCCCGGCAUGGCUGGCCAGCCGCCCGGCUACCCGCACCACCCUGGCGCGGGCGGGCCGCCGAUGGGCGCGCCUCCGAUGGGCGGCGCGCGCGACAGCAAGGCGGAGGCCGCGCCACCGCCUGCGGAACCGCCUCACGCCUCUCGCGUCACGAUCGUCCUCUGGCCAGCCGAGGGGCACCAGAACGGCAUGUGUACUGGUGCUGGGUGCGGGUGCGGAACGGGCUUUUUUUAA